UUUACCAAACUAAUAUGGCGGAAGAAAUUGAGAGCGAUGUUGCAACAGAGAAUAUUACUUAAAUGGAAGAAAAGAUCGAAUAUCCCCUGGAUGUGAAAUACUGUGGAGUGUGCAGUUUACCCUUGGAGUACUGUGAAUACACAGCAGAGUAUGAGAAAUGCAAGGAGUGGCUAAAAGCAAAUAUUCCUGAUGCUUAUAAAGCCCUAAUCGGUCAGGUUGCAGACCAGUUGGGUGAUAUGGAAGUAAGUGAAGGUGCAGCCAAAAAGAAACAAACUAGAGGUGGCAAAGGGGUUGUCAGAGCUCCGAAGAAAAAGAAUGUAACUAAAAAGGUAGCACUGUCAAGAGCCCAGAGAAAUAAGAAGAAGUAUGUGACUGUUGUUACUGGACUGGGUACAUUUGAUAUUGACCUAAAAAAAGCUGCAAAGAUCUUUGCCCAGAAAUACUCGUGUGGAUCGUCAGUGACGGGUGAUGAUGAAAUUGUCAUCCAGGGAGACGUCUUAGAUGAUUUACUAGAUUUCAUUCCAGAAAAAUGGCCAGAGAUUGAUGAUGAUAGUAUAGAGGAUCUUGGAGAUCAGAAGAGAUGAUAGUGUUAAAACUAUUCAGUUUCUUGAACUAAAUU
Messenger RNA from Stylophora pistillata, 619 nucleotides. Its product is annotated as density-regulated protein homolog. Gene Ontology annotation, biological process: formation of translation preinitiation complex; translation reinitiation. The record is from RefSeq and is a predicted model, not a curated record. NCBI's taxonomy places the organism in Eukaryota, Metazoa, Cnidaria, Anthozoa, Scleractinia, Pocilloporidae. Gene Ontology annotation, molecular function: mRNA binding; translation initiation factor activity.